AUGCUCGGGGGGAUUCUGGAUGCUCCUCCUCAGUUGCUGAAAGGAGGGAGAGAGUCCCGGAAGCUGGUGCUGGUGGUGGUGUUUGUUGCUCUGCUCCUGGACAACAUGCUGUUCACUGUGGUGGUGCCCAUUGUGCCCACCUUCCUGUAUAUGACAGAGUUCAAAGAAGCCAUCUCUUCAUUGCACAGCAACCUCUCUGUGAGCUCCCAGCAUGCCACCACCUCUCCUGCCUUCUCCACAAUCUUCUCCUUCUUUGACAAUACCACUAUGACUGUGGAAGAAAGUGUACCCAUCAGUGUAGCAUGGGCAAACGGCACCAUCCCUCCUCCAGUCACUGAAGCUGAUUCAGUACAUAGAAACAACUGCCUGCAAGGGACAAAGUUCUUAGAGGAAGAGAACAUCCGGGUUGGGGUUCUAUUUGCUUCAAAGGCGUUGAUGCAACUUUUGGUCAACCCAUUUGUAGGACCUCUCACCAACAGGAUUGGAUAUCACAUUCCCAUGUUUGCUGGUUUUGUGAUCAUGUUUCUCUCUACAGUUAUGUUUGCUUUCUCCGGCACCUAUGCCCUGCUGUUUGUGGCCCGGACCCUUCAAGGCAUUGGAUCUUCAUUUUCAUCUGUUGCAGGCCUUGGGAUGCUGGCCAGUGUCUAUACUGAUAACUACGAGAGAGGGAGAGCCAUGGGGAUUGCCUUGGGAGGCCUGGCUUUGGGACUUCUGGUGGGAGCUCCUUUUGGAAGCGUGAUGUAUGAGUUUGUGGGCAAAUCCUCUCCGUUCCUCAUCCUGGCUUUUCUGGCACUUCUGGAUGGAGCUCUCCAGCUUUGCAUCCUACAGCCUUCCAAAGUGUCUCCUGAGAGUGCCAAGGGGACUCCACUCCUGACGCUUCUCAAAGACCCUUACAUCUUGGUGGCUGCAGGUUCCAUCUGUCUGGCCAACAUGGGAGUGGCCAUAUUGGAGCCCACACUGCCCAUCUGGAUGAUGCAGACCAUGUGUGCUCCUGAAUGGCAGCUAGGCCUGGCUUUCUUGCCUGCCAGUGUGGCCUACCUCAUUGGCACCAACCUUUUUGGUGUGUUGGCCAACAAGAUGGGUCGGUGGCUGUGCUCCCUGGUUGGCAUGGUAGUGGUAGGUGCCAGCUUGCUCUGUGUGCCUCUGGCUCACAGUAUUUUUGGUCUAAUUGGCCCCAACGCAGGCCUUGGCUUUGCCAUAGGCAUGGUGGAUUCCUCUCUGAUGCCCAUCAUGGGACACCUGGUGGACUUGCGCCAUACCUCUGUGUAUGGGAGUGUCUACGCCAUCGCUGAUGUGGCUUUUUGCAUGGGCUUUGCUAUUGGCCCAUCCACUGGGGGUGCUGUUGUGAGGGUCAUUGGCUUCCCUUGGCUCAUGGUCAUCAUUGGGGUCAUCAACAUCCUCUAUGCUCCUCUCUGCUACUUCCUUCGGAAUCCCCCAGCUAAGGAGGAGAAGCUUGCUAUUCUGAGCCAGGACUGUCCGAUGGAGACCUGGAUGUACGCAGACCAGAAGCCCACAAAGGAGCUUCCCCUGGGGGAGAACAGUGAUGAGGAACCUGACAGUGAGGAGUAGCUGACGAGGAGCCC
Nannospalax galili (Upper Galilee mountains blind mole rat) is the source of this 1583-nucleotide messenger RNA. RefSeq names its product solute carrier family 18 member A1 (gene Slc18a1). Gene Ontology annotation, biological process: xenobiotic transport; aminergic neurotransmitter loading into synaptic vesicle; transmembrane transport. NCBI's taxonomy places the organism in Eukaryota, Metazoa, Chordata, Mammalia, Rodentia, Spalacidae. Gene Ontology annotation, cellular component: terminal bouton; synaptic vesicle membrane. Gene Ontology annotation, molecular function: serotonin:sodium:chloride symporter activity; xenobiotic transmembrane transporter activity. The transcript is spliced from 15 exons. Bases 1 to 1569 code for a protein of 522 amino acids. The record is from RefSeq and is a predicted model, not a curated record.